Schistocerca cancellata (South American locust) is the source of this 1491-nucleotide messenger RNA. Its product is annotated as octopamine receptor Oamb-like. NCBI's taxonomy places the organism in Eukaryota, Metazoa, Arthropoda, Insecta, Orthoptera, Acrididae. The transcript has 7 exons. Bases 1 to 1491 code for a protein of 496 amino acids. Gene Ontology annotation, cellular component: membrane. The record is from RefSeq and is a predicted model, not a curated record. Gene Ontology annotation, molecular function: G protein-coupled amine receptor activity. Gene Ontology annotation, biological process: adenylate cyclase-activating adrenergic receptor signaling pathway.
AUGUUCCGGCAGGUGUGGAUCUUCGGCGACGUGUGGUGCGCGGUGUGGCUGGCGGUGGACGUGUGGAUGUGCACGGCGUCCAUCCUGAACCUGUGCGCCAUCUCGCUGGACCGCUACGUGGCUGUGACGCGGCCCGUCACCUACCCCAGCAUCAUGUCGCCGCGGCGCGCCAAGAUGCUCAUCGCGGGCGUCUGGGUGCUCAGCUUCGUCAUCUGCUUCCCGCCGCUCGUCGGCUGGAAGGACUCGCACACGGCGCAGCCCCGCCCGGAGCCCUGCCCCUGGACAUGCGAGCUCACCAACGACACGGGGUACGUGCUGUACUCGGCGCUGGGCUCGUUCUACCUGCCGAUGCUGGUGAUGCUGUUCUUCUACUGGCGCAUCUACCGGGCAGCAGUGCGCACCACGCACGCCAUCAACCAGGGCUUCCGCACGACGCGCGGCGUUCACUCGCGCUUCGACGACCAGCGGCUGACGCUGCGCAUCCACCGCGGCCGCGGCUCGCUCAACAGCAACCACGACGGCGGCGGCGGCGGCGGCGGCUCCGGCAGCGGCCAGCCGUCGCCCAGCCCCUCCUCGGUGGCCGGCCGGUCGCCGUCGGCGCGGCGUGUCAAGAUCAGUGUCAGCUACCCGAGCAGCGACGCCAUCUGCGGCGGGGGCGGCGCCGGCGGCGGUGUGGGGGCGGCCUGCCCCCAGCCGGCGUCCCCCUGCGGCUCCCCGCCGCCCCCCGGCUCACCGGGCAACAACAGCAGCACGGCCAGCACCAUCAAGUCGUCGUCCUUCUCCGCGUCGCCGCCCGGCUCCAUGGCGCGGCUGUACGCCGCCUCCAGCGGCCAGCAGCAGCAGCAGCACCUCAGGGUCACCGGGGCGCGCCUCGCCGCCUUCCGCCGCAACAGCAGCGUGAGGAUUCGGCGGCGCAGCAGCAGCGACAGCGGGAGCGGCACGGCGAUGCUGGGUCCAGGAGCUGUGUCUGGUGGGGGCGGUGAGUCCGCGGGGGGCAGUGGAGGCGGCGGAGGCGGCGGCGGUGGAGACAAGUCUCCGUCGCCCACGUACGAGGACAACGGCGGCGGCGCUGCAGCCUCCGGGGGCGGCGCUGCCUGUGGAACUGGGGGCGGCAGCGGCCGGCCCAAGCUCAUCUCUCGCAUGGGCAAGCGCAACAUCAAGUCCCAGGUGAAGCGGUUCCGCAUGGAGACGAAGGCUGCGAAGACGCUGGGGAUCAUUGUGGGCGGCUUCAUCGUGUGCUGGCUGCCGUUCUUCACGAUGUACGUGGUGCGCGCCUUCUGCACCGACGCCGAGUGCAUCCCGGCGCCGGUCUUCUCCGUGCUCUUCUGGCUCGGCUACUGCAACUCCGCCAUCAACCCCUGCAUAUACGCGCUCUUCUCCAGGGACUUCAGGUUCGCCUUCACGCGCAUCCUCUGCCGCUGUGCCGGCGGCCGCGGCGGCUGGGGGCGGCGCGCUGCGAGCCCUGGCGGUGCUGAAUCCAGGAGGCUGUAA